AUGGUGGACAGCUGUUGUCCUGGAAAUGCCACGGCUAUUCCAGCUGUGCCCACCAUCUCCACAUGCUCUGAUGGUAGAAGCUUUCGAAACGCUAUUUGUUUGCCCAGUUCUUGCCAGAGGAGGACAUGGCAGCUAGUGACAUGUCAGGAAAACUGUCAGCUAGCCCACAGUGACCCAAUUAGUUGUGAAUCUGUUUCUUGUCUACCUACUUGUCUUCCAGAAACUUCCUGUGUGGGUUUUGUUUGCCAACCCAUAGGCUUACAUACAGCCUGCGGUGUACCUGGCGCUGGUCGGACUCCUCAUCCAGAUGCAUCAUGCCAGCCUUUCUGCUUGGAAUCUGCUGGUUGUCAGAUGAAGUGCUGUGAUGACAGCUCCUGCCUCCAGAGCUCCUGUCAGGAAUCAGCUAGCACAUCUGCAUCAUGCCAAUCAGCCUGCUGUGAAGCUGGAUUCUGCCAGCCAUCCUGCUCUGAAGGAACUUCCUCUGCUGAAAUACCAUGCCCACCAACGAACUGUGAGGCUAGCUCCUGCCAGCCAGCCUGCUGCCAAGGAGGGUCAUGCCAACCCAUCAGAGGUGAAGGUCAGCCUUGCGAGUCAGUUUAUUACCAACCUAUCUGCUAUGUUUUCAAGCCUUGCCGAUCGGUUCCCUGCACCCCUGUCGCCUGCCAACCAUUUACUUGUAUGUUCAGUCCUUGCAGUCAGACUUGCUGUGUGUCCUCCCCUUGCCAGCCAUUUCACUGCCAUCCAGCUCCUUCUGUCUCCUUCAUCUGCCAGCCCAUGGCUACCUGCCAGUCUCCUUGUUCUAUAAAGCACCUUAGCAAAUCAGCUUCAUGUGGCAGUGUGUAUUCUGGCCAGCCAACUUGUGGUGGUUCUACCUCCAACCAGAGUGGAUGCAAAUCUCCUUCUUGCCAGCCACCGUGCUGUGUGACUGGUUUAGGCAAACCAUCCAGCGGGGGCUCCGACUUCUGCCCCCCAACUUCUCCAAGUGUGUGCAAAGCAAACACCAGCUUGCCCACUUCCUGA
Messenger RNA from Nannospalax galili (Upper Galilee mountains blind mole rat), 1020 nucleotides. It is a transcript of the gene Krtap29-1, whose product is annotated as keratin associated like protein 29-1. Gene Ontology annotation, cellular component: keratin filament. Lineage: Eukaryota; Metazoa; Chordata; Mammalia; Rodentia; Spalacidae. The coding region runs from base 1 to 1020 and encodes 339 amino acids. Gene Ontology annotation, molecular function: structural molecule activity. The transcript has a single exon. The record is from RefSeq and is a predicted model, not a curated record.